GCGGCGGGCACACUUCCCAGUCAAUCUCCGCCAGCAACAUCACUCAAAUUUGAAUCUUGUCCAAAUCAACAGAAAUAAAUCAAAAUGUAUGUGAUUUCCACCUCAAAAAAGACCGUGCUUUCCGACUUUGCGGAUCUGGAGACAAAGUCUGAGUAUUUGCACAAAAGUGAAGAGCCGACGGACUUCCAGUUCAAUGGCCAGCGGCGGGUCUUUGUCGAGGUGGAUAAAAUGGCGGGCUUGGUGGUGAUGCGGAUAAAGGAGAAGGAGGCAAAGGCUCCCGAGAUCCAGCGUGUCCGCAAACUGACCAUCGAUAAUGCCUACUGUGUGGCAUGUGCCAAGCAAUCGCUGGAGGAGAUCGCCGUGGGACAGAGUGGAUGUGUCAAGCUCUACAACUUCCGGACGGCGCAACUGAUCCACCGGUUUCCGGCUGAUCCGCAGAGGAGCACUGUCCUCUACAUGGACUACAACAAUACGGAUGAGUAUAUAGCCGCCGUGCGCGAAGGCGGAGACAUUAGUAUCCUGGGCACCAAGACCAAGCAGAAGACCAACACCUUCACCAUCGAUGGCGACUCCACUCUGGUACGCUUUCAUCCGAGCAAGCGAUUCCACCUCUCGAUCGCCUCCUACAAAGGUGCAGUGACUGUGUACGAUGUGCAAGGCAUGCGAAAGAUCUUCCACGCCAGCGAGGCGCACAGUGCUCCCUGUAGGGACAUCAGCAUGUGUGCAUCUCAGCCCGCGCUGCUGGUCAGCGUGGGCUACGAUUGCAAGAUAAACAUCUUCGAUAUCCGACGGAAUAGGGCUCAGGCCUCCACGGAUCGGUUGACCUACUCCCAUCCGUUGUCCACGGUGGCGUUGAGUGAAUGCGGCACUUACCUUUGUGCCGGAAACCUUAAGGGUGAACUGAUCGCAUACGAUAUGCGAAGCACGAAGGCACCUUUGGCUAUAAGGAGUGUUCACGAUGCGGCUGUGACCAGGGUGGCUUUUGUGCCCACGCCAAGCGGAGAUAACCCGCAGAACGGCAGCCUUAAUAGUUCGGAAAAUUCAACUGGAUUGGGAAUCGAAGUUCCUCGAGCUGAGCGUCCUCCUAGCGAUGAGCUGCGAAAAUCCAUUGCGGCUAACUUGCAACAGCUGAGUCUUGGUGUUUCAAGUUUGGGUUUAGGUAGUGCGACGCCUGCUACUGUUCGCCGGGAUUCCUUCUGUGACUUUUUGGAUGCCCAAGGACCGAGGGCGGUAGAUCGCAUGUCCACACGUUUAGGCAGCUCCUAUAGGGACAGCUUCGACUGGGAGACCCUCAACAGAAAGCCCAUUUCAAAUGAGGCUGUCCAGCGCCAGAGCCUUUGCCCUCUAGGGGGAUCUGGACCUAGCUUGGUGAACAACUCCUGCAACAGCUCUUGUGGGGAGUCACUGCAACAAACCUUGAGCGGCCCCCUUAAAGAUCGGAGCAACGUCUCCGGCGAGGGAAAGUUAAUGAAGAUCGCAGAGAAAGAUGAGCACAGCGAAGAACAAUCGGCCAACAUUUCCGUGGCCAGCAGCACAGGCAGUGACAAGGAGAAUCCCCCGCCGGUGGACGCCGAGCAAAAGCGCCGGCUGCGUUUGCUUUCGGCCAGUCGGAAUAGUACCCCGCAUCAUGCCAACGUCACAUCCCAGUUGCAGCUGAAGCCGCAGCAGUUGCUGGACAAGUCAUCCGGACUAUCCGGCCAAACGGAUGCUGAUUGGCGGAAAGAGUUCAGCGAUCUGAAGGAAUUUGUCGACCAGCGCUGUGGAGAGGUGGAGCGGGAACUGGAGUAUAUUGGCCAGUACAACCGGAAGCAGAUAUCAUCUCAGAUAAACAAAUACACGAUACAGUUUUUGGAGCACACAGUGGAGAUCCGAGAUGCUCUCGCCUUACUUCUUCAAGGAGAUAGCUUUAUGCGCGAGUUUUCGCGUCUGCAACAUGAGAACGAAACACUGAGGGCCCAAGUUAGAUUUUAUCAGGAGCAGGAGCAAACCGAAUCCUGCGGAGAAUGAAAUGCGUUCUUUUGGGACAUAUUCACAAUUUCAAAAACAUUUUUAAUAUGUCCAUAAUUUAUUAAAAUAUUGUUAGUUAGUUUUAUAAUACAUUUGUGAGUUCCGAAAAUCGUUCUUUAAAAAACGCAAUGCGUUUAUUUAAUUAAUUUAGAAGCUGAAGUUGAUGUGUUAAUCUGGUGCAGAAGAAGAAUUACUUUUAUAGAUGAGAGGUUCAUCAAAUAUAUAAAAUCAUCGCAAAAUAUAGAUCUGCACCUAGGCUUACAUUAAAAUACUAAAACAUAAUCUUGCAGUUAGCUCUGAAAAUAUGAAAACUAUGUCCUUGUAAUUCUUUAAUUCGGUCUUUAAUAUACUGUUAAAUUCGAUGUUUAAGGAAUUCAAUUAAAAUAUUGCCAAAUAGGUUA
Drosophila rhopaloa is the source of this 2408-nucleotide messenger RNA. RefSeq lists its product as uncharacterized. Gene Ontology annotation, biological process: mitotic cell cycle; microtubule nucleation. The transcript has 4 exons. The coding region runs from base 85 to 2007 and encodes 640 amino acids. Gene Ontology annotation, cellular component: centriole; ciliary basal body; spindle pole. Gene Ontology annotation, molecular function: gamma-tubulin binding. NCBI's taxonomy places the organism in Eukaryota, Metazoa, Arthropoda, Insecta, Diptera, Drosophilidae. The record is from RefSeq and is a predicted model, not a curated record.